Molecule: messenger RNA, 1413 nt
Organism: Pyricularia pennisetigena
Lineage: Eukaryota; Fungi; Ascomycota; Sordariomycetes; Magnaporthales; Pyriculariaceae
Exons: 2
Source: RefSeq, a predicted model, not a curated record
UUGGGCCUGUGCGCGGCCGCCCUACCUGGCAGCCAAUUAGACGGCCCCACUUCUACCGUUACUCGGCGACUGCAAUUCUGCCGCCACUCCGACAAACGCACCUCAAUUGCCCUCCUUCCAUCCCACAUCGAUUUCGCGAUGCAGCGACAACCCUCACUUCCAGACCUGCGCUUCUCAUCCCUGCGCGACAAAAUCCACACUUGGCUCGACAGCACCGGCCUCGACAUCAAGUACAAUCCAUCUCCCAACGCCAAGAAGCGCGCUUUCGACUCCGACAUGCCGACACCGCCGGGAACCUCACGAUCGGAAUCGCCCUCUAAACGUCAGCGCACAGAUGGAGCAGCAUCUCUAUCAAACCAGUCUCUCCAGAGCGCACAGUCGUCAUCGUUUCCACCUACAUCGCAAUCCAAUGCCUCAACUUCCAGGCGGCUCCGGUCUCCGAAGAAAACAGCAGAUAGGUUUUUCGGAAAAGUUUUCAACGCCAACGCGUCUUUGGGCAAUCAACCGGAAACACCACUUCCUCCCGACAUGCUGAGCCUUUACGAAAACAUUGUGGACAUCCAUGAUAAUACUACACCAAUCUAUCCUCUCGGCGCAAAAAAGCAAAUCCAAACUUUGAUUAGGAACACUUUAGAUGACAGAUUUAUCCCAGAUCCUGAUUUUGAGCAGCAGGAUGACAAGAAAAAACUGGACGCGGCGAUUGAACUGGACGACUUGCAAGCCAUACAAAAAACUGCGGAGAGGUGUGCGAGGUACCUUAGCCAUGAAGCUACCUGGAACUCUGAUGUUCAUGCACGAAUCUUGAGGCGUGCAGCGGCCCCAUAUAGCGGCAUUACAGCGGUAGGGGCCACAACAGCAGGCAUCCAGCUUGAAUGGCGAAGCGGGAUUGCGGCGGACGAUGCCUCGAAUGGCAGCAAAAUGGUGGACUAUCUCCUCAUCAUUGAUGAUUCAGACAUUGAAUUGGGGCAUGCAAUUCGAAAGCACACCAGAAUGGUCAAUCACACCUCUGUGGACGAUUUUUUGGAACAGCCUAUCGGCAUCAGUAUCGAAACCAAAGUAUCACAAACUUUGUCGAACCAGGGAAGACUCCAGCUCGGGAACUGGAGUGCUUCAUUGCUCUACAGAUGGUCCCAGUUGCCGAGCCUCUGCACCGAUUCAUGCCACAAGCCCGAGGAUCAUGUAGCGCCGCCCAUGGUCAAGGCUUUACCCAUUGUCCUCAUCACCGGCCAUUUUUGGGAAGCUUAUUUUUUUUGCGACGAGGGAGACAACUACCAAAUGUAUGGCCCAAUCGACCUUGGAAACACCAGGUCGUUGAAGGAAAUAUACAAGCUACUUGCAUCAUUGCGGGUACUUGUACGAUGGGUGGAUGUUCAAUUGCGCGACUGGUUUCAUCGACUUUUCCAUGUUAGGUAG